GGACGUCUCAAGGCGCUGACUGCCAGCUCGGCUGUUUCGAUUCGCCUCCUCAACCUCAACCUCGCAACGCAACUUCGCAACAAGCACGCCUUCCUUCCUCCCCGCCGCCACCACCGCCCCGAAUGUCCGCUCGCGGCUCUGGGUCGCUUCUCUUGCCCCUGCUCGCCAUCCCUCGCCCGCCUCGCUUUUGUACCCUCGUCCCCCGCGCUCUCGACAAUCCCACGCCGGCUCCGCUGGCGGCGCAAGCAUGUCCGACUCCGAGGUCGAAGAGAUAUCCAACCCGUCCCGCCCUCGUGCCCACGCUACCCCAAAUGCCCGGAAUGCCCGAGACGAUGAACUUGUUCACAUAGAGCUAGCCACCUCGUCACCACCUGCACGUCAGCAGAGGUCACCGCCAGUGACUAUCGAGGACGACGACGAUGACGACGAGGACGAUAAUGACGACGAGGAGGAGCAAUCGCUUUUUGUCAGCCAAAAUCCCUCGCCGGUCCCAGAACGUGCGGCCCCAGAGCGUGCGGCCCCAGAGCGUGCGGCUCCAGAGCGUGCGUUUCCAGAUCGGGAGCGUCUGAGGGAGGCAGGACGCUCUUUGCUCCGCAUGGACGGGAAUGACCGUGGACGGAGGAUUAUGGAACGUCGCCGGCAGGAGUUCAUUAGGCGUGAACGUGAAUUUGAACAGCGCCAGCAACAGCCGGCCAACGACUUCAUCGACCUGACCGCAGAACCAGACAGCCCCGACUACUCCCGACUUGUGUUUCCUCCCAUGCAUCUCCCUCGCAACGACCAGCCCAGAAACGCCGGCUUCCUCGACCAGGUUCCCGCCCAGAACGCGCGGGCGGCGUCGAGAAACCCUAGGAGGCAGGCAGGACUUACGCGGACCCCUUCUCUCGCCCGCAGCGAUGCUAGUAUCAAUGGCGGUCGUGGGCGAGGAGGUGGAGGGGGCAACAUCCCAAUGAUAGAUCUUACCGACGAUGGCCCGGAGCCCGUCGCUGCGCCUCAGCCACAGCCCGCGCAGCUCCACGCUGCUGCCAACCACCCCAAUAACCCCUUGAACUGGGAUGCGUUCCCCCAUCUGCAUCGCCCUGGCCCCCGAGCUGAUGCGCAGAUUCCAUUGGCCCAUGCCUUUGGCAUUGGCCAGCAUAUCAGAGGGCACCUCCACCAGCUGACUGCUGCUAUGCUUGGCAACGCCAACAGGCAAGCCGGCGUGGCGGCGGCUGACCCGCAAGCCGACCAGCCCAAUCUACGCGAUGUCUUGGGCCUUAUCCAUCUUGAUCUCGACUAUGGUGGUGGCAUCCCCCCCGAAUUCUGGGAACCCCAUCCUCGACAGGAGCCCCAGAAGCCGGUUUAUGUUCCUCCGAAGGAGGCCAUGGAAGGCUGUACUCGCAGCACCGGCGAGGAUGUUUUCGUCAUAUGUCCCAGCUGCAAGGAGGAGCUGGUUUACGACCCGGACGAGAAGUCCGACACGCCGCCUCCGGCAAAGAGGCAAAGGACGAAGAAAGACCGCGCUGAGCACCACUUUAUGGCCGUCAAGGCCUGUGGACAUGUCUUCUGUCACAAGUGCUACGCAGAUCGCAAACAAAAGUCCAAGGACAACAAGCUCUCGGAGAGCGACUCCGGAUUCCGACCGGGCCCUAAUAGCAAGACGAGCGUCAUGUGCGCAGUUGAAGGCUGCAACUCGGAGGUCGGCUCAAAGACCGCCUGGCUGGGAAUCUUCAUCUAGCACUUUGGCUUGGGUUGCAACGAUGGGGUUCAUGUGUCCUUCGCGGCGGAACACGAGCCUCGCAGCACCAAUAGUGAGAGGCUGGUGCGGCCCUCGAGCAGUUUCUCGGUUGGACGACCGAAGCUGCACGACCCUGCUCGUCUAUUUUUCUCGUCUCGCUCACUUUCUGCUUUGGGACACGUGCCAUCUAAACAAAUACCCCUGGUGCACGGAAUCAUAAUCGUUUGGUAUCAACGAUGGCGUUGAAAGGCUGCCUAGGAUAGGCAAGGCGCACCGGCAUAGAAGGUUUGCUUUUUUUCUCCGUCGGCUUACUGAUUUUUCUUUUUUCCGCCCAUUUGCGCCGGGUUUUCUGCUUCGUCUAGGGUCGAUAAAGGGUCGAAAUAUUCUUAUCAUUUUCUGUCUUGUAUCCACGAGGUCACCCAGCGGCCUGGAUUUUGCGGUCUUACCCUCUUUGUCCUCCCAAACCAGUCGUUGGGACAAGGCGUCUCUGCACCCCGAGUUUUUUCAAGGUCACCCGAGUUCGCGCAUAGCAUUUGAGUUGGCUUGGUUUUAUACCUCGAAGGGAUCCCGCGGGGCGCUAUGCUUUUUUUCUUUCUUUUUUUACCCUCAACUCUCAACCAUCACGAUGUCAUGACUUGUUCUGAGAGGCGGUCUAUGGAUGGAAUCUAGGUCUGGUUGGAGAAGGGCUUGGCGUAAUCCAAAUACUUAUUCCAUUCAAUACCUAUUAUAAGUCAUGGCGGAAAAAAAUACUCUAAACUCCAGGCUAAGCAGUUCUGGGUAAUUAGAGGCGCG
Gaeumannomyces tritici R3-111a-1 is the source of this 2509-nucleotide messenger RNA. RefSeq lists its product as hypothetical. NCBI's taxonomy places the organism in Eukaryota, Fungi, Ascomycota, Sordariomycetes, Magnaporthales, Magnaporthaceae. Gene Ontology annotation, cellular component: SUMO-targeted ubiquitin ligase complex. The coding region runs from base 248 to 1717 and encodes 489 amino acids. Gene Ontology annotation, molecular function: ubiquitin-protein transferase activity. The record is from RefSeq and is a predicted model, not a curated record. The transcript has 2 exons.